ACCAACGUAAUUAACCUUUAUUUGAAUUUGAUGACUUUGCAAAUUAAAUGCAAAUUAAAAAAAAAAAAAAAACAAAACAAACAUCAGCGGCCCAUGGGCCUAUUCUAUUAAGCGUCGUAUAAAAAGGUGGAAGAGGCCCAUUUGACAUUGUAUCAGAUUUCGUGAGAUGUUUCCGGUAACGAAAGGUUUAAUCAGAAACUUGUCCUUGUUCCAACUUCGUCUUCCUCCUCUCGUAGCAGCAAUGGCUCCUUCAAGCGUCGUUAGGGUUUACUCCACUGCUACCUCCCCUUCUCCUUCAGAGCUUUCCGUCAAGAAAGUUGGUACUCAUAAUGGAAGCUUUCACUGCGACGAAGCUCUCGGCUGCUUCAUGAUUCGCCUCGUCGAUAAAUUCUCCGGCGCCGAUAUCGUCCGUUCUCGUGAACCUAAGAUAUUGGCAGAACUUGAUGCAGUGCUUGAUGUUGGAGGUGUUUAUGAUCCGGAGCAUGACCGUUAUGAUCAUCACCAGAAAGGUUUUGAAGAAGUGUUUGGGCAUGGCUUCAACACUAAGCUCAGUAGUGCUGGUCUUGUUUACAAGCAUUUUGGUAAGGAGAUCAUAGCUAAGGAGCUUAAUGUUGAUCAAGACCACCCUGAUGUUCUUCGGUUGUUUUUAGCUGUCUACAAGAGCUUCAUGGAGGCAAUUGAUGCUGUGGACAACGGAAUAAAUCGGUAUGAUACAGACCAGCCUCCAAGAUAUGUGAACAACACACAUCUCUCCCCAAGGGUUGGGAGAUUAAAUCUGGAUUGGAUUGACCCUGACCAGUCACAAGAGAAGGAGAAUGAAGCUUUCCAGCGUGCAAUGGCUCUAGCUGGAAAAGAGUUCCUCGAAAGUGUCCAGUUUCAUGCAAGAUCAUGGUUACCGGCUCGAUCAAUUGUGAUUCAGUGCCUUGAAGAAAGAUUCAAGACAGACCCCAGUGGUGAGAUCAUGAUAUUGAAUAAAUUCUGCCCUUGGAAGCUUCAUUUGUUCGAGCUUGAGCAAGAAAUGAAGAUUGAGCCUCUCAUCAAAUACGUCAUCUACCAG
This is a messenger RNA of Camelina sativa (false flax), 1057 nucleotides long. The record is from RefSeq and is a predicted model, not a curated record. NCBI's taxonomy places the organism in Eukaryota, Viridiplantae, Streptophyta, Magnoliopsida, Brassicales, Brassicaceae.